UUCCUUCACUCGCAGCGACCGUGCUCUGGUAGUGCCCAUCUCUCCUCCACACGUACCACCUUCCUUCACAUGGCGGCUGAACACCACAGAGACAGGGGCGUCCUAGGCGGCGGCGGCGCCUUCGCCGACCGCAGUGGCCAGGGCGGCUACGGCGGCGACCACCACGACCAGCAGAAGCAGCCCGCGAUGAUGUGCGCCCUGAAGGCCGCGACGGCGGCCACGGCCGCCGGGUCGUUGCUUGUGCUGUCCGGGCUGAUCCUGGCCGGCACCGUCAUCGCGCUCACCGUGGCGACGCCCGUGCUGGUCAUCUUCAGCCCGGUGCUGGUGCCGGCGGCCAUCGCCCUGGCGCUCAUGUCCGCCGGCUUCGUCACGUCCGGCGGGCUGGGCGUGGCUGCGCUGUCCGUGUUCUCGUGGAUGUACAAGUACCUCACCGGCAAGCACCCGCCGGGCGCCGACCAGCUGGACCACGCCAAGGCGCGGCUCGCGACCAAGGCCCGCGACAUCAAGGACGCCGCGCAGACCCGCAUCGACCAGGCGCAGGGGGCUUGAAGAGAGAGGUUCGUGCUCCGACGCGCGGCCGAUGCGUCGAUGGUGAACGGUGUAGCGCACGGUUGCGCGCGUUCAAUCGCCGCCGUGCCCGCCGCGCGAGCAAGUCGACGACGACGACGUUUACCGCCUGUUGUGUUAUCCGACCGAGUGCGUGUUUAGACUUUUGUUGCCAAGUAGUUGUUGUCCUACUACAGUAGUACCCUAGCAGUAUGUUUCCGUGGUCGGAAGUCGGGAGAGGUUCUGCAUGUUGGAUGUAUGCUGUCUGAGUUUGUGGUGAAUAAAUUGCCUGAGUCCGGGCGGAGUGUGUA
Messenger RNA from Hordeum vulgare subsp. vulgare (domesticated barley), 857 nucleotides. Its product is annotated as oleosin 16 kDa-like. Gene Ontology annotation, biological process: lipid storage. The record is from RefSeq and is a predicted model, not a curated record. NCBI's taxonomy places the organism in Eukaryota, Viridiplantae, Streptophyta, Magnoliopsida, Poales, Poaceae. The transcript has a single exon. Gene Ontology annotation, cellular component: monolayer-surrounded lipid storage body; membrane. The coding region runs from base 70 to 549 and encodes 159 amino acids.